Molecule: messenger RNA, 6007 nt
Organism: Scophthalmus maximus (turbot)
Lineage: Eukaryota; Metazoa; Chordata; Actinopteri; Pleuronectiformes; Scophthalmidae
Gene: foxo3b
Product: forkhead box O3b
Exons: 4
Coding region: 518-2515 (665 amino acids)
Biological process (GO): regulation of transcription by RNA polymerase II
Cellular component (GO): nucleus; mitochondrial matrix
Molecular function (GO): RNA polymerase II cis-regulatory region sequence-specific DNA binding; DNA-binding transcription factor activity, RNA polymerase II-specific
Source: RefSeq, a predicted model, not a curated record
UGCGUACGUGCACGUGUGUGUGUGUGUGUGUGCGCGUGUGCAGCGCAGCGUUGAGAGCGCAUAUCGAGAUACAGUAGUAAGCCCGAGUGAGGUGGCAGUGUUAUAUCCCAGUGACACCGGCUUGUGUGUCUGUGUCUGUUGUUUCGCCGCGCGCCCUCGAGGAGCCACAGAGAAUAAGAAGAGGAGUCGGUACCUGGCAUCGGAAAGUGGCCGUGGACAAAUCGGGAUCUAGUUUCUUUCCCUUUUUGUCGUUGCUGUUUUUUAAAAAGAAGAAGAAAAAAGAGGAGGCUACAAGCGAGCUCGGACGACUGGCCGUGAAAAGGCGCCUGCAACUAAGUUGCCGCUGCGCCCGUCGGGACCUCUCACGCGUGGAAUAGCAACAAAGGACGGGAGCGCGCAUUCAUGGGACGCGACUUUGACAGCUCUCCGUUUCUCCUCUUGUAACUUUGAUACCUGGCGGCGGGGGGACGGAGGGAGGGAGGGAGGGGGGCAACGAUUGCGACUUGAGCGGGACACAAUGGCCGAGGCGCAGCUGGCCGACCCCAUCCCGGACCUGGACGUGGCCAUCGACCCGGACUUCGAGCCCCAGAAGCGGCCCCGGUCGUGCACCUGGCCGCUGCCGCGGCCGGACUCGAACGCGGAGAAGCCGGAGGGCAACGACGCCGACAUCAUACCCGAGGAGGAGGACGACGAGGAGGACCGGGCCACGCCGACGGCCAUCGGCGGGGCGGCGGAGGACCAGAGCAGCAGCAGCCCCGCCGCCGACGGGUCGCUCUCCUCGCCCGGCCACGAGAGCGGCGGCUCCCCGCUCUCCACGCACUCGCCGUCGGCCGCGUCCGGCGCGCUGACCCCCGGCGGCCUGGCCGCCCAGCAGACGCCGAGGAAGGCGUCGUCUCGCCGCAACGCGUGGGGGAAUCUCUCCUACGCCGACCUGAUCACCAAAGCCAUCGAGAGCACACCGGACAAGCGACUGACACUGUCCCAGAUCUACGACUGGAUGGUGAGGUCCAUCCCCUACUUCAAGGACAAAGGCGACAGCAACAGCUCCGCGGGAUGGAAGAACUCCAUCCGACACAACCUAUCCCUCCACAGCCGCUUCAUACGCGUCCAGAAUGAAGGAACAGGGAAAAGUUCCUGGUGGAUGAUCAACCCUGAGGGUGGGAAGGGUGGCAAGGCUCCUCGCCGCCGCGCCGUCUCCAUGGACAACAGCAACAAGUACACCAAGUCCGCCCGUGGCCGUGCUGCCAAGAAAAAGGCCGCCCUGCAAGCUGCAGCCGCUGCAGGUGGUGAAGGCAGUGGGGACAGUCCUUCAGGUCUCUCUAAGUGGCCCGGAAGCCCGACGUCACGCAGCAGUGAGGACCUUGAUGCCUGGACAGACUUCCGCUCCCGCACUAACUCCAAUGCCAGCACUCUGAGCGGUCGUCUCUCACCAAUUCUGGCCAACCCAGAGUUAGAUGAGGUGCCUGAUGAUGAGCCCCCUCUCUCGCCUAUGUUCUACUCCAGUCCUGGCAGAGCACUGUCUCCAGGCAACACCACAACCAAUGGGAAAGCCGUGCCGGCUGAGCUUCCCCGCCUGGCAGACCUGGCAGGUACGAUGAACCUGAAUGAUGGACUCACGGAUGGACUCACGGAUGACCUGAUGGAUGAGUUGCUGGACAACAUCAACCUGGUGCCAACCACUUCCAGCCAGACCUCUCCAAACGGUUCCCCAGGGUUCAGUUUUGGGUCCAAACCUAGCGGGCUAGUCUCACCUUCCUCCACCUCCUCUCCAUCCUCCAACACUUCUUCUAACGCUGUAGGGAAUGGCUACAGUAACUCCAUCUUUGGCCCCCACACAACAAGUUCCUCUCUGCGUCCGUCCCCCAUGCAGACCAUCCAGGAGAACAAGCAGACCUCCUUCUCCAGCAUCAGCAUGUCUCGCUUUGGCAACCAGACAUUACAAGACCUGCUCAACUCUGACAGUCUCAGCCACAGUGAUGUCAUGAUGACCCAGUCUGACCCACUGAUGUCACAGGCCAGCGCGGCUGCCGUCAUCUCACAGAACUCCCGCCGCGGCCUAAUGCUCCGCAGUGAUCCUGUAAUGACAUUUGGGACCACUGGAGGAAUUCAGGGCAGCCAAGGUGAGAUGCUGCAGAGUAACAACCAUAACCAAAGCUCCCUGAGAUCCUUAAACGGAGGCCUGAACCUAGCCAAUGAGGCUAACACUCUGGCUAAUGCUAAGCAGCAGCUCUUGCUCUCACCCUUGGGAGGAAAUGGGUCUUCCUCUAUGCAGAUCGACACCUCGAUCUUCCUGAAUGGAACAGUCGGCAGCAGUGGGGGCAUCUGUCCGGACCGUUUCCCCACAGAUCUGGACUUGGACAUGUUCAGUGGCAGCCUGGAGUGUGACAUGGACUCCAUCAUCAGGAAUGAGCUGAUGGACGCAGACGGUCUGGACUUUAACUUUGACUCUCUGGCCAACAUGAACGGAGUCGGCAACUUCACCAAGCAGACCUCUCAGAGCUGGGUACCUGGCUGAGAACAUCGGGCUGGGAAGGAGCAGAGCAGGUCUGAACUAUGUAGUGCAAGAGAAGAUCAGACAUAAACAUCCUUUUUGCCAAACCUGCCAUCAGCACAACGUAAAAUACAAACCCUAUGUUUACAGAAGAAGACUUCCUCUCGAGAGCUGUACCUUUGCGCCCACACUGGUGAACCGUGAGCUCUCCGACAGACUCUAGAGGUGCUGCACAUAAGCCCCGAAAGCCUCCUGUGAAACAACCACGACAAAAGGAAAGAAAGCUACGUCAAACAAUCACAACAAAGUCACAAACCUUAGAGUUAUGCAAUUUUUCCUUUGACACCCAGUCUGUCGAUAUCAAAGAGACUCUGCUUAUCAGAAGGGGUUUCAGGUGGAAUACAAGGACUAAAUAUCAAGCAAAGAGGGAAGGAGUGCACAGUGCAGUUGUUCCUGUCGAAGACAAAAAAAGAUAUGUGUAAAGUGGAGAAAAAAUAUCAAGAAGUGAUGUGGUGUAAAUCUGAUCCCGGGGUAUCCUGGGAUGUGUUAUGUCGACAAAAAAAAUCCCUCUGUUUUCACUUAGUGAUUUUAAAUGUUCAGUGUUUGUUUUUGGGAUUUUUCUGUUUUAUCAUAACUGUUUCUGCAUCAAACAUCUGUCUGUACCAAAAGAACCGGUGUAUUGAUAAACUGAAAAGAUGGAAAUGGAGUAUGUUACUCACUGAGCAGCCACGCAUCCAAUACAUGUAGACGUACACAGACAAGGCCCAGUGUGCAAGACCCCAGAACCGUAGUCGUUAAAAUGACUUGACAUGACGCCAUGCACGACUUGUUUAGUUCUUUCAAAUUGCUUGAAUUUAACUUAAACUAUAAGCAUACUGAGGGUUAGAUCACAAUUAGCUCAAUACUACAAAAUUAAUUUGUUAUCUUUUUGCGUAUAUCUAAAUGUAAAAAUAAAAUGAAAAAAGACUAUAGGAAGAAAACCUCAUGGAUAUUUGUAAAGCGCAGGGCAGUGGGAAGUUCAAGAACGAGGGGGGGUGGGGGGUAUGGUCAGUCUUUCCUUAGUGUUCUUAACUUCUGGUGAGGUAGUUUAUCACAGCAUAUGAUGUAGCCAAAAUGAAUACCUGUCUCCGAGUGUUGUGAACAUUUCCACACCAUAACAGGUGCUAUGUAAACAGUGUUGAAUCCUGUCCUAAGAGCAAGCCGUGCAUUUUUUUUUGUUUUUCAUCUGUUGUUCUGUUUAUACCCACGACCUGCAGAAGCCCAAAGCUGCAGCCACUUGUAGCACGGCACGGUUGAACUAGUAGACGGCGGGGAGAGCGGGGUUUUAGGCUCAUUCCUCCGGAAGCCAUUUGUUUCUCGAGUAAAACAAUAAGCUAACUCUGUAUAUUGCCAAAUUACUUGAAACAAACAGUAGGAUAUGCUGGCAGCCAAAUCACAGCACGCACACACGCGCACACACACACACACACACACACACACAACACAACACAUUACACAAAUAGAUAGAAAACAAUAAUACCAGGGAUCUGUGUUAAGCUCUGCUGUUUUCUUGAAAUGAGCUUGUGGGGCUUGUUAUGCAUAUAUAUAGAAUCACUCAGGGGGGGAAAGGGAGGCUUCCCAUUUAAGUAACAUCAAGUCACAUUCUAAUGGUAUUUUAACAUUUCGUGAUAAAAAAAAAAAAAGAACAGUAGUGCUUUGUGUUUGUGAACUUGUAACCUGUGAACCUUUUGGUCGUCAAGAUGGAGCGGAGGAAGCGAGACAAACGUCGGACAUCACGCAGCCUGUUAUUUUUGGUUUUGCUGUCUUGGCUGUUUUCUCCUCAUGUCGGACUUGUGGCACACAUACACACAUCCCCUCGUGGACACGCCUGGUGCUUCUGCAGGUGACUUCCUGCAACUCCUGAGUGAAUGUGUGUGUGUGCGUGCGCGCGUCUGUCACGUGUAUUUCUGUUGAAUUAAUCUCACAAGAAUGUGCUAUCCCUCACUAUCCCUCAUGGUGCAUACAGCACACGUAUGCAUUUAUGUAUUUAUGCAUUAUGAAUUGUGUGAAAUGCAUAUAUACUCGCUGUAUGUCUUUAUAUAGGCUACUCGUGUAGUACUUGACCCUUGGAUUUUGUGAUACCUCUAAAGGUAGAGUUGAAGAAAUAAUGAACAACGUUUUGUGCGCCAGGUAGAAGGGAACACUGUUACCAGUGGUUUAAUUGUUGAACCGGAUUUUUUUUUUUAAUGUUGGAACACACCAUUGUUGUAGCAUCAGGAGACACUGGUACCCCUUCUCUGUCUGGGGUGGUGACAUGAAGUGUACGCCCAGCGGUGUAUAAAGUGUACAGAUGAGUGUCCAUCACACUGAGGCCAAGGGAGAGGAGCGCGCGUGCAUGGUUGGCUAGAAUGAUCUACCGUGCUACCUGGGGUUUAGUGCAUGACAUAGCUGUGCCCCCUCGACCCUGCCAAUGGUGCCGUCCCUCGACAGAAAUUGUAAUACAGAGAGGAACCCUGUAUCUUCAGCACUCAAAACGCACACUCUGUUGGAUUUUCUAAAAAGAAAAAAAGCGAGCUUACAGAUCAGCACUUGAACCAUCCUCCUGCGUUAAGGGGCAUGUUCUUACCAGUGUGUGUACAUUGACGCAGACACAGGGGAAAGCCUCAUUAACGGACGUUCCUUGACUUCACACCUGUUUUAUUCCACGUGGAGUAGAGUAGGCUCACGUCCCGGUGCUUUAAGUGAGCGGUAAGUUAUGACUUUGACAACGUGGUUGAAGCGUCAUCUGGCAAUGAGCUGGAAUUUCCUACAUCAUGUCACAUAUAAAAUGUCCAUCUAUUUUUUUUUUUGGGGGGGGGGGGUGGCAGGGGGAAUCCUGAGCCAUCACCCAAACUGCUAAGCAUUGGAAUUCAACGGCACUGACUGUACUGAAUAUUACUUUAAUCCUCCUGUGAAGACUGACAAGGUGAAUCCAGGGAAUGCUGUAAUCCCUUCUAUUUAAAGAGGGGGUUAUUGAUCCCUGAUAAACUGCAAAGGGGAUCUCAAUCACAGGAUUGUGUUUGUUAACAUUUUGUACAUUCAGUUUCAAAUGUUGUGGCUUUUCGGGGGGUUAUGCCUAGUCAUGGUGGAGCAGGCCUUCCACACGGUCUGUCAGUGCUACUACUUCAUCGAAGAACAGAUUUUUUUUCUCUUCUUGUGCUCAACACACACACCUGCAGCACGACACGUGCAUUUUAAUGUUAAGAAAAGCAAAAAAAUAUAUAGACAAGACAUACCACUAGAUACCUUAAUCACCUUUUGGACAUUUCCUUUUCAUUACUUUUCAUUAUUUCAUCUUGAACCAUUUCCAUCCUUGUUAAGAGGCCCAGUCCAGCUCCCAUCCAUACGCCCUCUGAACUUUGCCCCUUUAUUAAUCUUGCCUCUUCUCGACUUGAUGUUAGUGGGUAUUUUUCCUGUGUAUUCCAUUUUGAAUUGUAAUCUAGUUUGUAUAAGAAAUGGUGCGCAUGUAAAUAAAGCUUGGUGAGGCUACACACCCUU